Messenger RNA from Mercenaria mercenaria, 808 nucleotides. Its product is annotated as acetylcholinesterase-like. The record is from RefSeq and is a predicted model, not a curated record. Lineage: Eukaryota; Metazoa; Mollusca; Bivalvia; Venerida; Veneridae. The transcript is spliced from 2 exons. Bases 5 to 505 code for a protein of 166 amino acids. Gene Ontology annotation, biological process: modulation of chemical synaptic transmission; chemical synaptic transmission; synaptic vesicle endocytosis. Gene Ontology annotation, cellular component: synapse; cell surface. Gene Ontology annotation, molecular function: neurexin family protein binding; signaling receptor activity.
CUACAUGUACCAGUUCGAACACAGGCCUAGCUUCUCCAUAUCUCCGUUAUGGAUCAAAGGGGCCAAUCAUAUGGAAGAAAUACCGUUCGUUCUUGCGUUCCCUACAGAUUUCAUAAUUUCAUUGGGUAUAAAGUCAGUAGAAGAGAUACUUGUAUCUGAUGAUGAAAUAUUACUGUCAACAAACAUGAUGAAAUUCUGGACACAGUUUGCAAAGACAGGAAAUCCGAAUGGCGUCAGAGAUAAACAUCCUGGCGUGUGGCCUGAAUAUACCUAUGAUACACAGUCCUACAUUAUGUUCAACACGGACGGUAAACCAUACCCUACAGGGUAUCACUUCCGGAUUGAAUUUGUGAACUAUUGGACAAACGUAUUUCCAGGACUUCAAGAAGCAUUGACUAAUGCAAAAGUUGUAUGCGACGUGAAUUCAGCAGCUUCAUUAGGUUCUCAUUGGACAUUUUAUUGUUUAUUUUUUGCAUUUUUCAUGAUCUAUUCCGAGAAAAAAUAACUGAAGUUUAUAGCCUGUUGUAUAGAUAAUUGAGUGUAGAACUAUUAUGAAAAUAAAACUGUGUCACUAAAUUGCUUUCACAAGAAACUCACUUCAUUCCUUAGCUAUAUCUACAUAUGUAUAUACGUUAUUAGUGCAAUGCAGCUUUUUGAGUGUAGCUAACAUCUAAAUAAAAUACAGUGAGGAAGCUGAAAUCAGGAAAUACUGACAUAGGAUCACAGCGCUCGAAUGCAUUCUAUUGUAUAAAAUAAUAACUUUGUUACAGCACAGGAUUUGGCUUUUUAUUAAAGAAAUGACAUUGUU